UGCUCUCCCGGGGUAUUGUGUCAGGAGAUGCAGGCUGGCUACCAUGUGACGCGGUCCAGAGCUGAAGGGAUUGGCCGAGGCAGCGCAGGCGGUGCAGCUCGGCCGGCUUGCUGUUCCUCUCCCUUUCUCUCGCAGCAUCUUCCUGGGAGCCUGUAGGUGAAGCAGCACCAGCAGCAUCCAUGGCCUAUCUUUGGGGUUAACAUUUGUCUCAUUUGGCUUCAGCAGUGGACGGAGCAGACCUCUCGGCAGCAGCGUCGUGAGGACUUAGCUGGGACCUGGAAUCGUAUCCUCCUGUGUUUUUCAGACUCCUUGGAAAUUAAGGAAUGCAAUUCUGCCACCAUGAUGGAAGGAUUGAAAAAACGUACAAGGAAGGCCUUUGGAAUACGGAAGAAAGAAAAGGACACUGAUUCGACAGGUUCACCAGAUAGAGAUGGAAUUAAGAAAAGUAACGGGGCACCAAAUGGAUUUUAUGCAGAAAUUGAUUGGGAAAGAUACAACUCCCCUGAGCUGGAUGAAGAAGGCUAUAGCAUCAGACCCGAGGAACCCGGCUCUACCAAAGGAAAGCACUUUUAUUCUUCGAGUGAAUCGGAAGAGGAAGAAGAAUCACACAAGAAAUUUAAUAUCAAGAUUAAGCCAUUACAAUCUAAAGACAUUCUUAAGAGUGCUGUGACCGUGGAUGAGCUGAAGGCAUCGAUAGGCAACAUUGCACUUUCCCCAUCACCAGUGAGGAAAAGUCCGAGGCGCAGCCCGGGUGCAAUUAAAAGGAACUUAUCCAGUGAAGAAGUGGCAAGACCCAGGCGUUCCACACCAACUCCAGAACUUACGAGCAAAAAGCCUCCAGAUGACACUACGGCCCUUGCUCCCCUCUUUGGUCCUCCAUUAGAAUCAGCUUUUGAUGAACAGAAGACAGAAGUUCUUUUAGAUCAGCCUGAGAUAUGGGGUUCAGGCCAACCAAUUAAUCCAAGCAUCGAGUCGCCAAAGUUAACAAGGCCUUUUCCCACUGGAACACCUCCACCACUGCCUCCCAAAAAUGUACCGGCCACCCCGCCCCGAACAGGUUCCCCGCUAACAGUUGCACCAGGAAAUGACCAGUCAGCCACAGAGGUCAAAAUUGAAAAACUACCAUCAAUCAAUGACUUGGACAGCAUUUUUGGCCCAGUGUUGUCCCCCAAGUCUGUUGCUGUUAAUGCUGAAGAAAAGUGGGUCCAUUUUUCUGAUACGUCCCCGGAACAUGUUACUCCAGAGUUGACUCCAAGGGAAAAGGUGGUGUCCCCACCAGCUGCAUCAGACAACCCAUCUGACUCCCCAGCUCCAGGCCCCCCGGGCCCUCCGGGCCCCCCAGGCCCCUCAGGACCCCCUGGUCCUCCUCGCAAUGUACCAUCGCCGCUCAAUUUAGAAGAAGUCCAGAAGAAAAUCGCUGAGCAGACCUUCAUUAAAGAUGAUUACUUAGAAACAAUCUCAUCUCCCAAAGAUUUUGGGUUGGGACAGAGAGCAACCCCACCUCCCCCACCACCACCCACCUACAGGACUGUGGUUUCAUCCCCUGGACCUGGCUCGGGCAGUGGUACGGGGACCACCAGUGGUGCAUCAUCCCCUGCUCGACCAGCCACUCCCUUGGUUCCUUGCAGUAGCACCACCCCUCCACCGCCUCCUCCCCGGCCUCCAUCUCGGCCAAAGCUACCUCCAGGAAAACCUGGAGUUGGAGAUGUGCCCAGACCUUUUAGCCCUCCCAUACAUUCUUCCAGUCCUCCUCCGAUAGCACCCCUUGCCCGAGCUGAAAGUACUUCUUCAAUAUCGUCCACCAAUUCCCUGAGUGCAGCCACCACUCCCACAGUUGUGUCAGAAGAUGAUGUUUUUUAUGACAAACUGCCCUCGUUUGAAAGGCGCUGUGAAACGCUGGCAGAGAAUGAACAGCCUUCCCUCGUUUGGUUUGACAGAGGAAAGUUUUAUUUGACUUUUGAAGGUUCUUCCAGGGGACCCAGCCCCCUGACCAUGGGAGCCCAGGACACCCUCCCUGUUGCAGCGGCAUUUACAGAAACAGUCAAUGCCUACUUCAAAGGAGCAGAUCCAAGCAAAUGUAUCGUGAAGAUUACUGGAGAGAUGGUGUUGUCUUUUCCUGCCGGCAUCACCAGACACUUUGCCAACAAUCCAUCGCCAGCUGCUCUGACUUUUCGGGUGAUAAAUUUCAGCAGGUUAGAACACGUCCUGCCAAAUCCCCAACUUCUCUGCUGUGAUAACACUCAAAAUGAUGCCAAUACCAAGGAAUUCUGGGUAAACAUGCCAAAUUUGAUGACUCACUUAAAGAAAGUGUCGGAACAAAAACCCCAGGCUACAUAUUAUAACGUGGACAUGCUCAAGUAUCAGGUGUCUGCCCAGGGCAUUCAGUCCACACCCCUGAACCUGGCAGUGAACUGGCGGUGUGAGCCAGCAAGCACUGACCUGCGCAUAGAUUACAAAUACAAUACGGAUGCAAUGACAACUGCGGUGGCCCUCAACAACGUGCAGUUCCUGGUCCCCAUAGAUGGAGGGGUAACCAAGCUCCAGGCCGUUCUCCCACCAGCAGUCUGGAAUGCUGAACAACAGAGAAUAUUGUGGAAGAUUCCUGAUAUUUCUCAGAAGUCAGAAAAUGGAGGGGUGGGUUCUUUAUUGGCAAGAUUUCAGUUAUCUGAAGGCCCAAGCAAACCUUCCCCAUUGGUUGUGCAGUUCACAAGUGAAGGAAGCACCCUUUCUGGUUGUGACAUUGAACUUGUUGGAGCAGGGUAUCGGUUUUCACUUAUCAAGAAAAGAUUUGCUGCAGGAAAAUACUUGGCAGAUAACUAAUAAAAUCAUAUGCAAGGAUUUGGAGGAUUCAUAUAAUGGAGAACUGUUGUAUGAGAAACAGGUUUUAAUUUUGGUUUGAUGAAAACAAACCAAAAUCUGCACUCGGGAUAUAUCUGCUGGAAAUGUCAGUGAUUUUCAGCAAUGAUUUCCCUCACACAAUACCAUGGUGACCAGUCUUACAGUAUUUACUUCUAGGUGUAAUAUUGUUAAUGGUUUUAAAAUGUAAUUAUUGUAUUUGUAAAUUGUACUCAUUCCAGUAAGGCAGUUAGACACUUGAGUUUUAGCAUUUUACCAUUCCUGAAAUGGAUGUAAUUUCAACUGUGGUAUGUAAAUUUAAUAGUAAUACUGUUGAAUGGCACAAUGCUUACAGAGGUAGAUUGCAUUUUGUCAAUAUAUAAAAUUUAAAUAUAAUAUUGAUAGCUGUCAUAAAGGGGGUGCCACAUACAAAGAAAAUUAAGUGGAACCAGGAAAAAAAAAACUUCCUUUUCUUCAAUCCUUAGUAUGUUUUACUCUAGUGCUAAAUAAAAAUUCUAUCUUCAAAUAUUUAGUGGGUUAAAUUCAGAAACUAUUUCAGAAAAAAAAAUUCUAAAGUUACAGCAUAGUCAAGAAAAGCAUUAAUUACCACUUUUUAAAAAGCUUUUUUUUCAAACUGCAAGUUUCAUAAAAAUGCAAACUGUGUAAACAGGACCUCUUAUUUUUAUAACUUGUGUAAAAAGGGAAAGCAAUUCAUAUUUAAAGUUUAAGUAUAUGAAAUUCUAACCAAGAGUAGAGAAGAUGUUCAAGUCUUAAACUUGCCCCCCUCUCUCUACAGUUUAGCAAAUGUGGAGAUUUGCUGAAUAAUAUCAGACUAAAGCCAAAAUUGUGAUUUUAAAAUUUCAAAACUUUCCAUAGGUGAACUGGUUAACAGCUUUUGCACAAUUACUCUGAACAGAGUCUCUCCCAUCUAGCAUGGAGAAUGGUCACAUAUAUUUCUCUUUACCUACAGGAAUCAAAACACUAAGAUUGAAAUCCAUAAAAAAAAAAUUUAGUUCCCUAUUUAAGUCCAGAAGGAAAAUUUUAAUCAUCAUCAUUUAUAUCAUUUGGGAAGGAAAAAAAAAAAGCUUUAUAAAUGAGAUUAUGAGAUUCUAUCCACAUUAUUGUACAAUAAAUUUCCUUUUGGCUAAGAUUCAUCAUAUGUAACUAACUAUAAAUCGUUGCCACUCUUAGGGAACCAGGAAGAGAGUUAUCAAAAAUUUAUGUCAUGAUUUCAUUGUUGCAAGGUGUGAUUAAAACUGUAAUUACUCAGUCUGGCCUCACACUGGGGGGAUUCAGAAUGGAGAAGCACUUCUUCGGGGGUGGGUCACAGUUGUAAAACCUCCCUCCUCUACCAUCUGAAAAUAUAAAACUCCCUUUAAGUCAUAGAGCUUUCUUUAAACAUGAACCAAUUCUUAUUCUAAGUUACACUGUUAAAUAACUGUAAUUAUUAAGCUGUUAUAUUUAUCAUUAGUUGUUAAGUUUUACAUUCACUUAUAUUUGACAAAGAAUCGUUAGCCCUUUAAAUUUUAGAAUCAAAUUAAAUUUUGUAAGUCUUACUUUUAAAAAGAGAUUGUGACUGGCAAUUGUUUAUAGUGGAACUUUUUAAAUUAAUAUUUGUACUUCUCAAUCAGUACUUGCUACCAAGAGAAUGUUCAAAAAGGUCUGUUUCACCUCAGAAGAAUUCCUACUAUCCAAACACUCUCAGUUGGCUCCCCAAAUAGUCUGGUAUUGAAGUUUUUUGAACAAAUUAUUAAUAUACUCAUUUUAAGUAAAGAUACUCAAUUUGAUUUUGAAACCAAAAUAGAAAAUGCAAACUUUUCACUCCCAUAAAACAUAGGGAAAACUUCAAACACUGAAACCAAUGGAGAAUAAGCAGAUAGUUGUAGGUAAGAUAAUUGAGAAUUGUCCAACAUACAAAUAUAAAAAUGCGUUUUUAAGGAAUUCAUGAGAAAACAUAUUGAAUAUUAUUAGUACAAAGCAUAUUAAAAAUGUGUAAAUAUUACUGGUUCUUAUGUCUUGCUCUUUAUAUUUUAUUUUAUAUAGUUCUAGCGUGAAUUAGUAAUUAAGCACAAGGGUUUUUUUUUCAGAGUAAUUUUGUUGAUAUUGUAAAAAAUAUAAUUUAAAACAUAGAUUCCAAUAAUUUCUAACAAUAUUCAAAUGUUUCCAGGAACUAAAUUUGAAACUAUGUAGAUCUCUUAUGAUCCCUUAAUUAGGCUUUGUGAAACAGGAUGGAAGUCAUUGGCUUCAUAAUCAUUAAACUUUCAAUAACCAGAACCUCAUUAGAGAAUACAUCCUUUCUCCUUUCAGAAAAUAGGUCAAAGAAUAACACAAUAAACUCAUAUCAGGGAUUUAGAUUCUGGUGGGCUUUUUUUCAAACUUAUAGUUUAUACCUGUUAUACCUGUAUCUAUAGUACUGUACAAUAGGAAUUCACAUUAGGAAAAAUAAUCCUAGACAAUGCAAGAGUCUCUGCCAUUGAAAAAAACAACAACAACAACAUUAAGUCAGGUUCAUUAUCAGUUCCUAAAAUUAAACAAAAUGGGCAAGUAUAUAGUAAUAUUUUCAAUACCAGGGGUUAAAAUAAAAAGCAAGAGUUCUCAUUAACCAGAACACCAUUUCCUGAGAUUUAUGAUUUUAAAAGUUUCUGUUCUAACAAGAUAGAAAGUAUGAAUGAUAUUGCUUUAUUUUGACAACAUGGAAAGUAUGUUUUUCUUUUUAAAAUAAAUUCCAUAUUUUCUUGAUAUUUUUAAAAUAAAUUCUUAUUAAGAAUUAGUCUGAAUUUUACCAUAGUUGGAAUUUAUAAUUCCUAAGAAUUAAAUUUUUAAUUAUUUUUAGAGCUCUGUUCUUCUCUACACUUACAGCCAAACUGAAAAGUCACGGUAUGGUAUUUGGGAACAUAUUUAACCUAUAGAGAAAGAAUGUCGACAUUUCAAAUGGUUUUCAGUAAAUAGAGAUGCUUUAUUUUUGUUUUUAUGUAUUUUUACUCAAUCUUAAUCUGCAAAGUGUUUGAGGCAAUAAUUUUACACAUUGUCAUUUCUAAAUCUUCUUUAAAGAAGCCUGGUAACUACAUUAACUCUACCACUAACUCCUGCUGUGUGAUGUUGGACAAAUCACUACCCUUCUCGGUUUCUCAUCCUUAGAAUGAAGGAUUGGGAUUGCCAGUGAUUUUCAAGCUUUUCUUAACAGCAGGACUUUUUUCUACUAAAGUUGCACAUGGAAUUCUGUUAGACAAAACAGUUCAAAGCCAUGAAUGAGUUCCUUCAGCAGUUUAAAUCUGUGCCCCCCCCCCAACCAACACUAUUUCAACACCAUCAUAACGUAUCAACAAUCUAUAAAAUUUUUCCCGCCUCUGAAGUUCCAUGAUUCUACUAGACUCAGAUGGAUCCACUUGGGGGGGUUCAUAAGAAAACUUGUACAAUCACAGUGAUUGACUGAUGUAUAAUAAAAAUUUAUACUUACUGGAGUGCUUACCAUAUACCAGUCAAUAUAGAUAUUAGCUCAUUUAAUCCUUAUAUCAACCCAAAUGUUGUAGGUACUCUUUUUAAUUCCUAUUUUACAAAUGAUGACAUUGAGGCUUAGAUUAAUUAAUUUGCCCAAAGUGACACAGAAGCUGGAAGUAACCCAGUUAUCUUGACUGCAGAGGGAGCCGCUGGCCAGUUUUGCUUGUUCAUUCUGGGAAAUAAAUUCUAGAUAUUCCAUUUGAAUUGUAAGGUUAAAAGGUGCUAUGAAAAAUUAGUAUCAAAAUAUGGGUAAUUCUAAUAGCAAAAUUGUUGGAAAAGAGUAUGUUUCUCAAAUUAUGACUUUUGGACUGUUUGCAUUAACAUUCAUUUAAAGGACAAUGAUUUUGGCUCAGUCACCACCACAUCCCCAGAGCUUAGAAGAUAGUAGCACAUCAAUAAGUUUACAUUGAAUGAAUAAAUCUCUAGGGAUACUAUUUAGUAAUAUGUAUUUUGACAAGCACCCAAAUUUUGAGAAUCACUGCCCUAAUAGGUCUCUGAGGUCCUUCUUAGUUAUGACAUUUUAUCAGAUUUUAGGCAUUAACUGUAAGUCAAAUACCACUUUUCUAGUGAGCUUAUUUUUUCACUCAGUCCAUUUAACUUUCUCCAAUCUUAAAAAAAAAAAAAAAGAUUCAGGGCUUUUUCUAGAGUUGCUUAGAGUUCUCCUGUUAUGCUAUCUCUGUGUCAAAGUGGCUUGAAAUUCAUUCUCUCAUUUUCAUAUUUCUGUCCUUUUCAUCAAUGUCUUAAAAGAGUAAGAGAAACUGUAGGGAGACUGCAAGUUCUCACUCAUUGCAAAUACAAAGUCCUAAUAAAUGUCUUCCUCCUUUCAAGAGACACUCAGACAGAUAUGUAACUUGUGAGUUGACCCUAUUUAUUUUGUAGGUCUUUGAACUGGAUGCUGUAUAAGCAUGGACUGGUGUCAUUCUAUAGGAGUUGCACCAAUCAUUUUUAUUUUUCCUUUAUUUUUUUUUCCGAAAUAACCACACUGUCAAUUAAAUUUGAAUGACACAGUAAAAUGUGCAGAUAUCUACUAAGAAGAUGAGUUGUGGAGUUUGCUAUUUUUUUAAGCCUUCUUUUUCCUUAGAUUGUGCUUUCAGCAAAAUCCCAUUCAGUUUAAAUAUAUUCAUUUUGCUACAUGGUUUUUUGACCAGCAAUUUUUUUCAAUGCAAGUAUAAUUUUGUUAUGAUAUCAAAAGGUGGGUGAUCUCUAAAUAUUGCUUCAAAAGUUAAUAUAAGUAAAAAUGAUGUUUCCUUGAAAUAAGUCAAAUUAAAUUGUUGAUACAAAUGGACAAAUUAAUCUAUGUUACAUUGAUUAAAGAGUGUUCCGAUGAUCCCCCCCUCCCCACUACUUUUUACUAUGUGCACUUCUGUCUUGAGGCUUUAUUGGAUUUUCCUGCUUCUUUUGUGGGUUUUUUUUCCCAUUUAGCAAACAGCAUCUAAAUGCCAUUCCCUCACUCAUGAAUUAAACAUGGACGCCAUUACAUUAUAUUUUGUGCAUGGAGUGUAUGGAGGAAAAAUGAGGUAGGAGUCCUAUAUUUAAAUCUCCAAAUAUUAAAAAACAAACAACAACAAACGAAAACCCACUAGCUUUUCUUUAUGUCAUUGCUUUGAUGUUCUGUCGUCUUCUGUAGGCUAGAGUUGCAAUUUUAAUAUCUAAUUCAAACUGAAAUAUUCUUCUUGAAGGAAUGUCAAAUUUUCGGGUCUAUUAAAGUGAUCAUGGUCAUACCUCUUCAUUAUCCCUCAUGUUUAAUAUCUGAUUUCUGUCUUCAACGAGUAUUCUUGUGAGAGAAAGGCACCUCCUUAUUGACAUUCACCAUAAGUAUAAUAAUUUAUUCUCCACGUAUAACUUCUAAAGUUAUUUUUCCUUUGACUUAUAGUAUUUUUGAUUGUCUCCUUCUAUCCCUAGGAUAGUAGAUUGCUUGUUCUAAAUACAUCUUUAAGCUUAUAAGAACAGAUGUUUCAAUGAGAAGCAAAUAUAUUUUUAUGUGUCACUUGAAACUGAAAGAAAAAUAAGUAAUGGAAACUUCUACUGCAUUCACCUAUAUUCCAGUAUUUUCCAAAUUGUGUCCCGGUCUACUGGUUCUGACAAAUGUUCACAGUGGCCUGCGAAUACAUGAUCCUAUGCCAUAGUCCCCACCCCUCGGACAUUGAUAAUAAAGGUCAGUGUUUUAAUGAAGCUUAAGAAAGUUAUUAAAUCACAAAAACACUUUUCUUU
Messenger RNA from Acinonyx jubatus (cheetah), 8544 nucleotides. It is a transcript of the gene SGIP1, whose product is annotated as SH3GL interacting endocytic adaptor 1. The transcript is spliced from 25 exons. The record is from RefSeq and is a predicted model, not a curated record. Gene Ontology annotation, biological process: synaptic vesicle endocytosis; clathrin-dependent endocytosis; clathrin coat assembly. Bases 340 to 2820 code for a protein of 826 amino acids. Gene Ontology annotation, cellular component: clathrin-coated vesicle; clathrin-coated pit; plasma membrane. Lineage: Eukaryota; Metazoa; Chordata; Mammalia; Carnivora; Felidae.